UCACUCCCUCCUUUCCCUGCUCCAGGACAGGAAAGUGCUAGCAGCUUUGGCUCGCAGGUUGGCAGGAAAUUUAAAAACGGCAGUGAGCCGCUGUUUGGACCAACCCCAAAACAUUUUUUUCAUUGAUACAAGAGCCUAUUUAAGGUAGGAGUCCACUUGUCAAACUUAGAUUCCACUGAAACCUAUCAGUAGUUGUGUAACCAUUAACAUUUAUUGACCUACUCUCCAUAAUGAAGAUGCUGCUGAGUUUGGUUGUUCUGCUCUCUGUUUUUCUGUUGAUUAGUUCAGCUCCUCCAACAUGCUACUCAAGGAUUCUAUUUUUGAGCAAAGAAAUCAUGGCAUCAUUUAAGACUUUACAGAACACUGAACCUGUGGACCCCUGUGUGGAGAUGCUGCCCAAGCUCUACUUGGACAUACAUAAUUAUUGUGUGUUGGCAAAACUCCGUAACUUUGUGGCGUACUCCGCUUGCCAAAGAGUGCCACAAGUGAGUGCUCUGAAGGAAAAGAUCCGGAGUCUGUACACCAUUAUGAUCUCCUUCUGCAGGAGGGACUUAGUGUUCCUUACUGAUGAUUGUGAUGCUUUGGAAAUCCCUGUCCUGUCUCCUACUGAUCCCUCUGUCAUUCAGAGCUAAGAGAAAGUGAGACCACAGGAAGUACCUGGGAUGGUUUAAAGGAAGCCAAGAGCCACCCAAAAAUGCAAUCAACUACAACAUUAACAACCUUGUUUUUUUUCAAGCACACCAGCCCUAUUAUCUCAGGCCUACCCAUGUUUCUCAGCCUUGGCAGGAAAUGAUCUGCAUGCCUUGCAUACCUAUCAAGCUGCUAGCAAUACUAUGGUUAGAAAGCAUUUUAGUCAUUUGGCAUUUGAUGUUUCAGUUUAGCCAAAUUAGAAAGUAUGUUUUGUUUGAUCAGAAAUUAAAUGCUGGGUUUGUUACUCUUUCAUGAAUAACUACAUUCAUACAAAGAAAAAUAUAUGAUUCAUGUUCUAACCUAGUGGUUCCUCUCACUCGAGGUAGGCUUGCGAUUGUCUGUUUUUUCUAAAGCAAUUGGUAAAAGAAGUGUUAGUCUGUAGUCACAGACGUCUCUGUACUUUUAUAGUUUGUAUACAUGUAUAUUGAUCGCUUUUAGUGUCAACCUUAUAUGUAUCGAAAAUAACCCUUCAGCCAGUGGAAAUCUCAGUGAAAAACUAAAUUAAAAAACCCUUCUAUCCA
This is a messenger RNA of Dermochelys coriacea (leatherback sea turtle), 1211 nucleotides long. RefSeq names its product cytokine like 1 (gene CYTL1). Bases 231 to 632 code for a protein of 133 amino acids. NCBI's taxonomy places the organism in Eukaryota, Metazoa, Chordata, Testudines, Dermochelyidae. The record is from RefSeq and is a predicted model, not a curated record. The transcript has 4 exons. Gene Ontology annotation, biological process: positive regulation of transcription by RNA polymerase II.